Molecule: messenger RNA, 1518 nt
Organism: Panicum hallii
Lineage: Eukaryota; Viridiplantae; Streptophyta; Magnoliopsida; Poales; Poaceae
Product: aminomethyltransferase, mitochondrial
Exons: 3
Coding region: 104-1339 (411 amino acids)
Biological process (GO): glycine decarboxylation via glycine cleavage system
Cellular component (GO): mitochondrion
Molecular function (GO): protein binding; aminomethyltransferase activity
Source: RefSeq, a predicted model, not a curated record
ACCCGAUCCCACCGCUCCACCCACCCCCUCUUCUUUUUUCCGCCUUCUCUCCCACCAAUCUCCAAAAGAACCCACCAACCAACCCCAUCACCCCGCGGCGACGAUGAGAGGCCUCCUCGCGUGCGCCGCGCUCGCGCGCCGCGCCGCCGGCUCCUCCGGCGCGGCGCCCGCGCGCGUCCGCCACCUGGCGAGCGCCGCGGAGGCGGCGGAGGCCGAGCUCAAGAAGACGGCGCUCCACGACUUCCACGUCGCAAACGGCGGCAAGAUGGUGCCGUUCGCCGGGUGGAGCAUGCCCAUCCAGUACAAGGACUCCAUCAUGGAGUCCACCGUCAACUGCCGCACCAACGGCAGCCUCUUCGACGUCGCCCACAUGUGCGGCCUCAGCCUCAAGGGCCGCGGGGCCAUCCCCUUCCUCGAGUCCCUCGUCAUCGCCGACGUCGCGGGCCUCAAGGACGGCACCGGCACGCUCACCGUCUUCACCAACGAGAAAGGCGGCGCCAUCGACGACUCCAUCGUCACCAAGGUCACCGACCAGCACAUAUACCUUGUCGUCAACGCCGGCUGCAGGGACAAGGACCUCGCCCACAUCGAGGCGCACAUGGAGGCCUUCAACAAGAAGGGCGGAGAUGUCAAGUGGCACAUCCACGAUGAGCGCUCGCUGCUCGCAUUGCAGGGUCCUCUUGCUGCACCUACCCUCCAGUUGCUGACAAAAGAAGAUUUGAGCAAAAUGUACUUCAGUGACUUCAAGAUGAUUGACAUCAAUGGAUAUGCAUGCUUUCUUACAAGAACAGGUUACACUGGUGAGGAUGGCUUUGAAAUCUCUGUUCCAUCAGAGAAUGCAGUCGAUCUUGCAAAGGCUAUCCUGGAAAAAUCAGAGGACAAGGUCCGGCUGACUGGCUUGGGUGCCCGUGACAGUCUCCGCCUGGAGGCUGGCCUCUGCCUGUACGGCAACGACAUGGAGCAACACAUCACGCCAGUCGAAGCCGGCCUCUCAUGGGCAAUCGGCAAAAGGAGGAGAGCAGAAGGUGGUUUCCUUGGUGCAGAUGUGAUCCUCAAGCAGCUUCAGGAAGGCCCAAAGAUCAGGCGUGUUGGCAUGUUCACACAAGGGCCGCCUGCACGGGGUCACAGUGAGCUUGUGAGCAGCUCUGGGGAGAAAAUCGGUGAGGUGACCAGCGGAGGGUUCAGCCCCUGCCUGAAGAAGAACAUCGCCAUGGGUUACGUUAAAUCAGGUUUGCAUAAGGCUGGGACAGAAUUCAAGGUUGUUGUUCGUGGCAAGUCCUAUGACGCUGUUGUGACAAAGAUGCCCUUCGUGCCAACCAAGUACUACAAGCCCUCAUAGAUUGUACAAAUGGAUGUUCUUUCAGCUACAGUUCUCUCUUGCAAUUCUCUUGUCGCAGUCUGUCCCUGACGCCUUCUGCAGUGUUGCAGCUGUAACUUCUGUAAGACUCCCUCUUACAGCUUGACAUUUUACUUCUGCCUGCUAAUAAUGCUUUAUAUUUUCAAAAGCAAAUAUGUUCA